AUGAAGGGGACACAUCCAGGGACCAGGCCAGGCGAGCAAGGAGGACAAUCUGGCGACAAGGAGGCAACUUUGCACUCCCGCGGGAUGAAGUCAAGGUGUUCAAGCUACCACGCUCAGCUAAGCAAUGCGCUUUCGGCAAACGAUCAGAAGCUCCUCGAUGGCCAAGCCAAGCUCGAGGCGGCAAAGACCAAUGCUGAUAAUGCCUACUGGACGGCAGAGGUUGAUCGAAUCAAGGCGGCCCGGGAGGAGCUGGACUCAACGAAGCUCUUUUUAGAGCAAAAGGCCCGUGCCUACACCGUGGAUGAUGGGUUUUUUGAGUUGAAGCCAGGUGUGUAUACUGAUCUUGGCGUCAACGUAGAGCCCAUUCCCAACCAACCCAAGGGAACGAUCACGGUCCUACAAUGA
Messenger RNA from Anthostomella pinea, 405 nucleotides. The record is from the annotation of a GenBank genome assembly. NCBI's taxonomy places the organism in Eukaryota, Fungi, Ascomycota, Sordariomycetes, Xylariales, Xylariaceae.